AGAAACUUGUCACUUCUCAGUUGGCGAAGAUCACAAAGUCUAAGCAAUGUAUUUCAACGCCAUGGCAAGCUUGAUCCUUUGUCUUCUUCCAUUCAUGCUCAUUCUUAGGCCAGCAUUAUAUCAUCCUCUUUAUAAAGGACAUCCUUCAAUUGUUUUCCUUCUUUUUUGAUCGUUUCAGCUGAAAAAACAUAAAAUGAAUGACCUUCUCAAGGACUCCUUCAGAAAGGACUCUCUCAUGGAGAGCGAUAUUGAGCUAGGAAACCAGUCUGGUAAACUCAAAAGUGCACCAGAUUAUGGAAUGGAUGAUUUUUUUGAUCAGGUAUCAGAAAUUGAGAAGAUGAUUGACAAGAUCUCCAAUCAUCUUCACAAGCUUCAGGAAUCAAAUGAAAAGUCCAAGGGUGCCACUAGAGCAUUUGCGAUGAAAGAGAUUAAACAGCAAAUGGAGAAGGAUGUCAAUGAAGUUGGAAAGAUUGCCCACAAAAUAAAACACAAAUUACAAGAUAUCGACAGAGAUAACUUAACCAACAGAAAUAAGCCCGGAUGUGAAAAGGGAACCGGUGUAGAUCGAUCGAGGAUGGCAUUGACUAAUGCACUUAAGAAGAAAUUGAAGGAUAUAAUGAAUGACUUCCAGAUUUUGAGGCAAACUAUCCAGAAUGACUAUAGAGAGGCUGUUGAAAGAGGGGUGUUCACAGUAACUGGAACUCGACCAACUGACGAGGUGAUUGAUCACCUAAUUGAAACCGGAAAUAGUGAGCAAAUAUUUCAUAAGGCAAUUCAAGAAAUGGGAAGAGGGCAAGUAAUUGGCACAAUAGAGGAAAUCCAAGAGAGGCAUGAUGCUGUGAAGGAGAUAGAGAAAAAACUACUAGAUUUGCAUCAGGUGUUUAUGGACAUGGCUGUAUUGGUGGAGGCACAGGGAGAGAUCCUAGAUAACAUUGAGUCUCAGGUAUCCAACGCGAUGAACCACGUGCAAUCUGGUACAGAUGCUCUGCGGAUUGCGAAAAGCCUUUCAAAGAAAUCAAGAAAGUGCAUGAUAAUAGUUAUAAUCAUCUUUAUAUUAGUUGCUGCUCUAAUUGCGCUCUCAAUUCUGAAACCAUGGAAAUGAUCGUAAAGCAAAGCAAAGUUUCACAGACAGUUUUAUCUUCCAGCUUCAAAAUAGAAAAAGCAGGGAAACUAGAGUAUCUGAUUUUUUUCUUAUUUGGGAAAACAAUAAACAGGACUUCUAAUAUUUUUUUUCAUCUGAUUACUGUACAAUUUUGAGACUCGACUUGCUUUGAGUGUCAAUUAUGGAUUGAACUCCAAAGAUUUCUAUCAAGCAAAUCUACCAUUUUAGGUCAGUGAUACAA
Messenger RNA from Zingiber officinale, 1343 nucleotides. RefSeq names its product syntaxin-132-like. Gene Ontology annotation, cellular component: endomembrane system; plasma membrane; SNARE complex. The transcript is spliced from 13 exons. Gene Ontology annotation, biological process: exocytosis; intracellular protein transport; vesicle fusion. Bases 194 to 1102 code for a protein of 302 amino acids. NCBI's taxonomy places the organism in Eukaryota, Viridiplantae, Streptophyta, Magnoliopsida, Zingiberales, Zingiberaceae. The record is from RefSeq and is a predicted model, not a curated record. Gene Ontology annotation, molecular function: SNAP receptor activity; SNARE binding.